GGGGUCUGCAUAGAGUCAAAAGAUACUUACUUGAACACACCAAGAGAGACUUACUGCCGCAGCAGCAGCGAAGCACGCAUUUGGAGCUCUUCAAGAAGAGAAGGACAGCUCAGUAAUACAUCUGACGACUAUCUACAAGAAGUGACAGAAGACAAGAUUAUACACAAGAUGCCUGAGAGUGCUGGACACGUUAUGGAGGAGGAAGUGGAGACCUUUGCCUUCCAGGCUGAGAUUGCUCAGCUUAUGUCUCUUAUUAUUAACACUUUCUACUCAAACAAAGAGAUCUUCCUUAGAGAGCUCAUCUCCAACUCUUCAGAUGCUCUGGACAAAAUCCGCUAUGAAAGUCUCACUGACCCCUCCAAGCUGGACACUGGCAAAGACCUCAAAAUCGAAAUCAUUCCCAACAAAGAGGAGCGCACCCUUACCCUGAUUGACACAGGUAUCGGCAUGACCAAGGCAGACCUGAUCAAUAAUCUGGGAACAAUUGCAAAAUCUGGCACCAAGGCUUUCAUGGAGGCUCUGCAGGCUGGAGCCGACAUCUCCAUGAUCGGUCAGUUCGGUGUGGGCUUCUACUCUGCCUACCUGGUGGCAGAGAAGGUGACAGUCGUCACCAAGCACAACGACGAUGAGCAGUACGCCUGGGAAUCCUCUGCUGGUGGCUCAUUCACAGUUAAAGUGGACAACUCUGAGCCAAUGGGUCGGGGCACUAAGGUGAUCCUGCAUCUGAAAGAAGACCAGACAGAAUACCUGGAGGAGCGAAGAAUUAAAGAGAUUGUGAAGAAGCACUCACAGUUCAUCGGCUACCCGAUCACGCUCUUUGUGGAGAAAGAACGUGAUAAGGAAGUGAGUGACGAUGAGGCAGAGGAGGAAGAGAAGGAGAAAGACAAGGAUGAUGAAGAGGAGAAGGACGAGGACAAGCCCGAGAUUGAGGAUGUCGGGUCAGACGAGGAGCACGACCACGACCACGACAAGUCUUCAGACAAAAAGAAGAAGAAGAAGAAGAUCAAGGAGAAGUACAUUGACCAGGAGGAGCUGAACAAGACCAAACCCCUGUGGACCCGUAACCCAGACGACAUCACCAAUGAGGAGUAUGGAGAGUUCUACAAGAGUCUUACCAAUGACUGGGAGGACCACCUGGCUGUCAAGCACUUUUCAGUAGAGGGUCAGCUGGAAUUCCGUGCCCUGCUCUUUGUGCCUCGUCGGGCUCCAUUUGACCUCUUUGAGAACAAGAAGAAAAAGAACAACAUUAAGCUCUAUGUGCGCAGGGUCUUCAUUAUGGAUAACUGUGAUGAGCUGAUCCCUGAGUACCUCAAUUUCAUCAAGGGUGUGGUGGACUCUGAGGAUCUGCCCUUGAACAUCUCCAGAGAGAUGCUGCAGCAGAGCAAGAUCCUGAAGGUCAUCCGCAAGAACCUGGUCAAGAAGUGCCUGGAACUUUUCACUGAACUUGCUGAAGACAAAGACAACUACAAGAAGUACUAUGAGCAGUUCUCCAAGAACAUUAAGCUCGGCAUCCACGAGGAUUCACAGAACAGGAAGAAACUGUCUGAGCUGCUGCGCUACUACACCUCAGCCUCUGGAGAUGAGAUGGUUUCCCUAAAGGACUAUGUCACACGUAUGAAGGACAACCAGAAACACAUCUAUUACAUCACAGGUGAGACCAAAGACCAGGUGGCCAACUCUGCCUUUGUGGAGCGCCUUCGCAAAGCCGGCCUGGAGGUCAUUUACAUGAUUGAGCCGAUCGAUGAGUACUGUGUCCAGCAGCUGAAGGAGUUUGAGGGCAAGAACCUGGUUUCAGUCACCAAGGAAGGCCUGGAGCUGCCUGAGGAUGAGGAUGAGAAGAAGAAGCAGGAGGAGAAGAAGGCUCAGUUCGAGAACCUGUGCAAGAUCAUGAAGGACAUCUUGGAGAAGAAGGUGGAGAAGGUCACAGUCUCCAACCGACUGGUCUCUUCCCCCUGCUGCAUCGUCACUAGCACGUAUGGCUGGACGGCCAACAUGGAGAGGAUCAUGAAGGCCCAGGCCCUAAGAGAUAACUCCACUAUGGGCUACAUGGCCGCUAAAAAGCACCUUGAGAUCAACCCAGACCACCCCAUUGUGGAGACCCUGAGGCAGAAGGCAGAGGCUGACAAGAAUGACAAGUCUGUGAAGGAUCUGGUCAUCCUGCUCUUUGAGACUGCCCUGCUGUCCUCAGGAUUUACUUUGGAUGACCCACAGACGCACUCCAAUCGCAUCUACAGAAUGAUCAAGCUGGGUCUUGGUAUUGAUGAAGAUGAUCUGACAUCAGAUGAUGCCACCUCUGCUCCCACUGAGGACAUGCCCCCUCUUGAAGGGGAUGAUGAUGACACAUCCAGGAUGGAGGAGGUGGACUAAACCUGUUUCUAUUGCCUACUAGCGCUCUGCAGUAGUGUGCUACAAAACUUCAAGUUUAAUGUUGUAAAUUAAGCGGGAAUGUCCCCACCUUUCAACCCCUUUUUGACCAAGUUCACUUUAUUUUCCCCUGCAUUGACCAUAUGCAGCUGAGAUCCAUUCCUUUUAGAACUUUAUUUUUUAAGUUGUCAGUUUUUGUAUCUUGAGUUUUAUCAGUGCAUUUGUUUUUGUAUUUAUUGGCAUUCCAAUGAUCUUUGUGUGAUGUUACUUUACUGUAAAUAUAUGAAAAAUUGAUACUGUUAUUUGAAACGGUGGGACACAUAAAUAAAAGUUCACCCUGUUAACAAGC
Lates calcarifer (barramundi perch) is the source of this 2713-nucleotide messenger RNA. RefSeq names its product heat shock protein 90, alpha (cytosolic), class A member 1, tandem duplicate 1 (gene hsp90aa1.1). Lineage: Eukaryota; Metazoa; Chordata; Actinopteri; Centropomidae. Gene Ontology annotation, cellular component: perinuclear region of cytoplasm; neuronal cell body; nucleus. The coding region runs from base 169 to 2367 and encodes 732 amino acids. Gene Ontology annotation, molecular function: disordered domain specific binding; ATP hydrolysis activity; ATP-dependent protein folding chaperone. The record is from RefSeq and is a predicted model, not a curated record. The transcript has 11 exons. Gene Ontology annotation, biological process: protein folding; cellular response to heat; protein stabilization.